Molecule: messenger RNA, 3734 nt
Organism: Rana temporaria (common frog)
Lineage: Eukaryota; Metazoa; Chordata; Amphibia; Anura; Ranidae
Gene: NSMAF
Product: neutral sphingomyelinase activation associated factor
Exons: 31
Coding region: 202-2946 (914 amino acids)
Molecular function (GO): protein binding
Source: RefSeq, a predicted model, not a curated record
UUCCAAUAGGAACGAUCAGUAUGAAGAACUUCUAGCCAAUCACGAAGCUCCUUUCAUUUCUGAGCAGCCCAGCAGUUGUGUAGUGUGUGCGGAGUGUAUGGAGUGAGUGCGCUGUGCAUGUCUGUGUAUAUCGGAGUGUAAUCAUCGGCUGUGUAUAGACAAGCGGGGGGGAGCAGUGUGCCUGCCGGGCACAGCCAGCCCAUGGCUUUCUGGAAGAGACCCGAUUCCCUGCAGUAUUCCAGUAAGGAGAGGUUUUCUCUGUUGCUGUUGGAUUUGGAAGAAUAUUUUUUUGAGCAACACAUAGCCCACCAGAUCUCUAGAGAAUUGAAUUCAUCAGAAAGAAAAACAAGUGGAUCCCUCAAAAUUUGUUCCAAGUCUCUUAUUUUUGAACCUGAUCAAAUUAAUCUACCAAUAAUUAAGAUUUCGCUGCGGGAUUGCACAAAGAUUGAAGUAGAAGAUGAAGAGAAUCUUUUCAGCAAGAAUACAAAGAAACAAUUUAGUGUUCUGUUCAGUCAGGUGUACUUUAUCAAGGAGCAAAACAUAGUAGCGCCUUACAGGGUUCAGCGCGGUGGAAAUCAAUUUUUUUUCCAGUUAGAAGAUGCAAGAAAGGUUGAUGAUGUUGUACAAACUGUUCUGCAGCUACAAAGAGCUUCUCGCCUGGAGAAACUCGGGGACCAGACAGCCAUGAUAACUGCCAUUUUACAAUCACGUUUAGCAAGAUCGUCAUUUGAUAAAAAUAGCUUUCAAAAUGUAUCUGAAACCUCCCACAUGGAAUGCCUAGCGGAAAUGGUAACGCCGUUGGUCACCAAUCCAGGACAUGUGUGUAUAACAGACAAAUACCUCUACUUUCAGCCGUUAAAUGGCUAUCCAAAACCUGUUAUGAGCAUUAGUUUGGCUGAUAUACGGAGAAUAUACAAAAGGAGACACAUGCUUAUGCCGAUGGGACUGGAAGUAUUUUGCACUGAAAACGACUUGUGUUCCGACAUAUACCUUAAAUUUUACAAUCCAAAAGAUCGUGAUGGACUGUACUACUAUAUUGCAGCUUAUAUAGAAAAUCACAUGACUGAGCAUACAGCAGACAGCUACAUGCUCCAGUGGCAGAUGGGACAUAUCUCCAAUUACCAGUAUCUGUUACAUCUCAAUUACCUGGCAGACCGAAGCUGCAAUGAUCUCUCCCAGUAUCCUGUGUUUCCUUGGAUCAUUGCAGACUAUACAAGUUCUGAGCUAGAUUUAUCCAUUCCUCAAACCUUCCGGGAUCUGAGUAAACCAGUUGGAGCUUUAAAUAAAGGCAGACUUGAAAGGCUGUUGAAGCGUUAUCAUGAAAUGCCCGAUCCAAAGUUUAUAUAUGGAAGCCACUAUUCCUCGCCAGGAUAUGUUCUGUUCUACCUAGUGCGAGUUGCCCCAGAGUACAUGCUUUGUAUCCAGAAUGGAAAGUACGACCACGCGGACAGGAUGUUCAACAGUAUUGCAGAGACAUGGAGAAAUUGUUUAGAUGGUGUGACAGACUUCAAAGAGUUAGUUCCAGAGUUUUUUGGAAAUGACGGGCGUUUCCUGUUGAACAGUUUGAACCUGGAGCUGGGGAAGAGACAAGGAGGAAAGCUGGUGGAUGACGUAGAGCUUCCCCCAUGGGCCUCGGAUCCAGAAGAUUUUCUGCAGAAAAACACAGAAGCUCUGGAAAGCCAGUAUGUCUCCGAUCAUCUCCAUGAAUGGAUCGAUUUGAUAUUUGGCUGUAAGCAGAGAGGAAGUGAAGCGGUUGCUGCCAGUAAUGUGUUUCACCCUGUAACAUAUGAAGGAGAAAUUGACUUGCACAGUAUUGAAGAUCCUGAUCAGAAAGUCGCUAUUUUGACACAAAUCCUGGAAUUUGGUCAGACACCCAAGCAACUAUUCACGAAACCUCAUCCAAAGAGAAUAUUUACAAAGUCCAAAUGUUUUUCAAGGUCUUCCAGUCAAAAUAUUUCUGUGUCAGAAUCGCCUGUGUCCACUAGUGAAGAUUCUUUUGAAGAUUUAACUGAAGAAAGUAAAACUAUUGCCUGGAGUAAUAUCACUAAAUUUCAGAUUGAUAGCGGAUACAAGAUUCACAAAGAAACUAUCACAGGCAUUGCUGUAUCUUCUAAUGGAUCCUCUGUUUUCACAACAUCACAAGAUUCAACUUUAAAGAUGUUCUCCACGAGCCUGAAAUCUCUUCAAAGAAGUGUGUCAUUUUCUAAUAUGGCAUUAUCGUCUUGUAUACUGUUACCAGGUGAUACAACAGUGAUGUGCUCCUCCUGGGAUAAUAAUGUAUAUUUUUAUUCUAUAGCUUUUGGAAGGAGACAAGACACUUUAAUGGGGCAUGAUGAUGCUGUUAGCAAAAUCCACUGGUGUAACAAUAGGCUGUUCUCAGCAUCUUGGGAUUCUACAGUAAAGGUAUGGAGCUGUGUGCCUUCCAGCGUGUGUGGAACCAAAAGGAACAACUUUGAACUGCUGGCUGAAUUGGAACAUGAUGCUGGUGUAAACACAAUCAAUGCGAGCUCUGAUGGAUCAUUGCUGGUAUCAGGAACUAAAGAAGGCACUGUGAGCAUUUGGGAUAUUGCAGAUUCAUCCAUAUUACAUCAGCUGCCUUGCCACAAUGGACCCAUUUUUGAUGUUGCUCUGAGUCCUGAUGAAAGACAUGUGCUUUCAGCUGGAGAAGAUGGCUGCCUAAAAAUCACUGAUGUUCAAACUGGAAUGCUCAUCUCCUCUCUACCAUCAGGAGAAGUUCAAAGGUGUUUUCGCUGGAAUGGCCACACAGUUCUGUCUGGAAAUAACAGCGGUGAACUGCUUGUCUGGGAUCUUGUCGGAGGACGGAUUCUUGAAAGAAUAGCUGGGCAUGCAGAUGCCGUUACGUGUAUGUGGAUGAAUGAGCCGUGCAACACAAUCAUCACAGGAUCUGCAGACAGACAGCUUUUAUUCUGGAAACUGCAAUACUGAGUUUUUAUUACCUUCUUUCGCCUGCUGAAAACUUGAAGAUUUUAAGAUUAGUUUUAUGUAUAAUGUGGUGUGAAUGUACAGUAAUCCCACUUGGAGGAGCGUGCCUUGACAAUCCCAGCGCAUUACCUUGUCCCUCUUUUCAGAUCUGUAUUGUGCGAAUGCCUUUUUGUCUCUAACCUUGCACUAUGUAUCCUACAUGAACAGUGUGGCCUGUGUCAUGGGUGGAGGAAGUCUCUUAAUAGAUCAUGUUGGUGGGUAAGGAGUGAUAACACAAGGAAAUGUCUGUUAUUUUCCUGUGUCAUAAUUCCAUUAUGGGGAGGUAAAUCAUUGUGCCUCCUGCCAGACUUACACUGCCACCGUCCAUUGCAUGCAAUAAGUGUCUUCUGUUAAUAAUGCCUUCUCAAGACGGCCAGCCACAUUUUAGUAAAUUGCAACCAGUUUUUUUCCCCGAGACCAACCAAAAGAAGACAAUCUCACAGUUUUUGAUGGUGGAAGAUUACCCUUAGCCCUCAGUCUUCUCUGAAAUUUGAAUUCUGGUCAAAAAUGGAUGAAAUUGCCUGCACAUUGUUAUAUGUAUGGCCAACGAGAGUAGAGAUUUUAGACACCUUUUUAUGAUUAUCUUAAAAAUUGUAUUUCAAAUGCAAAUGAAUUAUUGUAGCAACUUGGAUCUCAUGAGCCUCUUUACUCUUGCCUGUUUGAUGCAGCAAAACUGCAUGAAAACACAUUUUAAAGGGGCUGUAAAGGAAAAAAAUAUUUCCCUAAAUAGCUUCCUUUACCUUAGUGCAGUC